Nematostella vectensis (starlet sea anemone) is the source of this 1095-nucleotide messenger RNA. RefSeq names its product sushi, nidogen and EGF-like domain-containing protein 1. Gene Ontology annotation, molecular function: calcium ion binding. The record is from RefSeq and is a predicted model, not a curated record. Gene Ontology annotation, cellular component: plasma membrane; protein-containing complex. The coding region runs from base 157 to 750 and encodes 197 amino acids. The transcript has 3 exons. NCBI's taxonomy places the organism in Eukaryota, Metazoa, Cnidaria, Anthozoa, Actiniaria, Edwardsiidae. Gene Ontology annotation, biological process: establishment or maintenance of epithelial cell apical/basal polarity; heterophilic cell-cell adhesion.
AUCAAUGGCCACUGUUUUGCGCAAAACGAUGCUAAACCGAAUGAGUGGUGUCGUCAAUGCCAGCCAGAUACCAGCCAAUUUACAUGGAGUCGGCGUAAAGUUAAUUCCCCGCCUGUUUUCACCACACUUCCAGUUCAAUUCGCAUUAGUUGGAGAGAUGUUAUCGCUUCAGAUUGAAGCUCUGGAUCCAGAUAACCGUCCCGUUACGUACUCCCUUGCCAACACCGACGCGCAGGGCUACGUGUUCACGCCAGAUGGACAACUGAACAUCACCAUGACCACCUCCGACAGCAAGACGUUCAAAUUCGUAGCCACCGAUGAGUGCAACGCCAGCGAUACAACGACAGUUACUGUAAAGGCGAUGGAGUGCCCGUGCCAACACGGGGGAACAUGCCAUCCCCACCCCUACCACCCACGGGUGUCUGGCCAGUACGAGUGCGCCUGCCCUGCGGGAUUCAACGGAAGCCGAUGUGAAAGUGACAUUGAUGAUUGCCAACCUAGCCUUUGUGUCAACGGAACAUGUAUCGAUGGAAUAAACAACUACACUUGCCGAUGUCACGUGGGCUAUAAAGGCGCCCUAUGUGAUGAGAAAGAGCGCAUUUGUGGCGAAGACACGUGUUACCCAGGAGUUAAGUGCAGAGAAAUCCCGGAUGGAGUGUUGUGUCGAUCGUGUCCUGACGGUCUUAUUGGCGACGGGAAGACGUGUAUAGGCACCAAGGCUAAGUUAAACGGCGUAUAUAUAGAUAUCUGAUCCAUUUUAUUAAGUAAUGAAUAUCUAUUACUGCUUAAUUACUUUUUUGUACAGCCCCUGUAACAACAACUCGACCACAGAACACACAAGACCGUGACCACACAAAUGGUAAUGACCAUCCGUUUUCUUGUCCUUCUGUCUGUCUGUCUCGUAUAUUCGAGGGCGAGUUAUCCUUUAACCUCUGCUAUAAUGUUAGUCCUGAUUGAUAUUUAAGCUCAAGAGAGUACACCAUCUGGUCCUACGACACAAACUCCUACCGAUACUCUUCCAGGCAUGGGUAAGUCUCAUUAUCAUUCAUCAAUAUAGACCAAAAUGUCAAAACCAAAAAUAUCUACCAUAAAAUUU